Molecule: messenger RNA, 924 nt
Organism: Fusarium vanettenii 77-13-4
Lineage: Eukaryota; Fungi; Ascomycota; Sordariomycetes; Hypocreales; Nectriaceae
Exons: 5
Coding region: 1-924 (307 amino acids)
Source: RefSeq, a predicted model, not a curated record
AUGGAGGGCGAUGCACCGUGGGCGUUAGGUGUUAUGUGGACGUUGACAUUCAUCACUCUCGUCUUCGUGAUCCUUAGAGUCUACACGCGUGUCGUCAUUGUCAAAACCUCUGGUGUCGACGACUUUGUGUACAACUUUGCCUUCAUUCUCUUACUCUUAUACACAGUGUUCAUACAUUUGUCGGCAAACUAUGGCUUCGGCCAGAACAUGUUCGAGAUUGAAGACGUUGAGGAUGCGGUUCGGGCAGUACUGCUCGAGGUAAUCGGGCAAACAUUUGCCAUUAUUGGUAUGGCAGUCGCGAAGUGCUCUCUUGGUCUUUUUCUCCUGCGCCUUCUCAGCGUCAACAUGAUAUGGCACAGGAUGGCAAUCUGGGCUACCAUGGCAGGCCUUAUGUUGACUUCCAUCUCGGUCGUCUUCGUCUAUUGGCUGCAAUGUACUCCACCCGCGUACCUCUGGGAUCACCGAAUUCGGGGGGGCUUCUGCCACAUCAAGUCCGUCCCGGCUGCUUUCACACUUUCCAUUUUCUGCAUCAUUGUCGACUUCUUCUUCGCCAUUUUCCCCUGGGUAUUACUCUGGAACCUUAACAUGAACAAGAGGGAAAAGGUUAUUAUUGCCGGCAGUAUGAGCCUCGGUGUCUUUGCCGGCGCCUGCGGUAUCAAGAGGACAAUGGAGUUACCCAACCUGACCAAGAAGAAUUACCUUAAGGACACCGUCCGCGCGAUCGUUUGGUCUGCCGCCGAGAUCGUCGUAACAAUGGUAUGCAUUGGUAUUCCGGUCUGCCGACCGCUCUACAAGCGUGUCUUCCAGAGGCUCGCGUCCAACGAUGCCGGAGAAUCCCAGCUUCCCCGAUGUUCAGCUCGGCUUUACCGGUCCUCCGAUCAAAACAUGGCAGUACACAGGCCCGACGGGCGACAACUCGAAUGA